Cynara cardunculus var. scolymus (artichoke) is the source of this 1696-nucleotide messenger RNA. RefSeq names its product snurportin-1. The record is from RefSeq and is a predicted model, not a curated record. Gene Ontology annotation, cellular component: nucleus; cytoplasm. Bases 21 to 1292 code for a protein of 423 amino acids. Gene Ontology annotation, biological process: snRNA import into nucleus. The transcript has 7 exons. Lineage: Eukaryota; Viridiplantae; Streptophyta; Magnoliopsida; Asterales; Asteraceae.
AUCUGUGUGAAUCGGUGUCAAUGGCGCCUCAUGACAUACGCCGUCCGUUCAAACGUGCCGCCAUCUCCGAUCAACAAAAACGCCGUGAACUAUCUUUACAAAGGCAGGCUCAGAACCGGACUGAAGCUCAGCUGCAAGCCCGCCGUCUUGCUUCGUCCAUCCUCUCCCUCCCAAAUCAUAACUCUGAACCUCAACCUUUGGAAUCACUCGACCUUCUCCCCGAACCUAUAGUUGAAGAACCCGAAACUGAUGCCGAAGAUAUUAGCGACAUCGACAUCCGUCAAGCGGCUAAGCUUAAAGGGCCCGAAGCUCGUCGGUGGUUCGCCAGUCAGCUUAUGCUUCCGGAGUGGAUGAUUGAUGUCCCUGAUCGCCUCAAUUGCGACUGGUACGUAUUUGCAAGGCCUUCUGGAAAACGCUGCUUUGUUGUUUCAUCAAAUGGAGCAACUGUCAGCAGACUACGCAAUGGCUGCCUCUUGCACCGUUUUCCAUCUGCUUUACCUAAUGGUGCCAGGACCAAAGAAAGUUCUCGAUCUGCCCAGUCAUAUUGUAUACUUGAUUGCAUUUUUCACGAGUUGGACCAAACCUACUAUGUAAUAGACAUGGUAUGCUGGGCAGGAAUCUCGUUUUAUGAAUGCACUGCAGAGUUCAGAUUUUUCUGGAUGAACAGCAAGCUUGUUGAGUCAGGAGCUUGCGAGGCUCCCUCUGCUCACCAUAGAUAUAGAUUUAGCCUCAUUCCAGUUUAUAAUUGUGAUCAUGAGGGGCUCCAGACAGCUUAUACAGGAGCGGUACCUUAUGUGAAGGAUGGGCUACUGUUCUAUAACAAGCAUGCACAUUAUCAAACAGGAAAUACACCAUUGACACUUGUCUGGAAGGACGAGACAUGUAGUCAGUAUGUCAUUGAUACUGAUAACAAAGGACAGGUUCCAAACCAACAGCAGGUGGUUUUGGAGCUACAAGAUAAUGGGCAACUGGUUACAUCUGAUGAUCCUGCCGUCGUGCUUGGAUGCUUGAAUGCAGUUUUUAUACAAGAGACAGGACUGCAUCCAGGGAACCUUGUCCGCUUUGCUGUUAAUGAGGGUGGAUUAACAUUUGUGGAUGGGAAGCUGGAGAAGGCUGAUCUACAGUGUCUAGGAAAGGUACAUCGAGCUCGUGCUUUUGCUGAUAGUUACUCCAAGAUCGUAUUCCAAUAUAUGGUUCGACAUUCUCCUCUUCGGAUAGAGCAUCUGUUUGCAUCCAUGAGUAUGAUAACUGAAAAAGAGAACAAUACCAACGAGAUGGAAAUGGUUGGUUGAUCUGAUCCCGACAAUAUCUAAGAUAUUUCAAUGUUUAUUUAUACUUUGUUUUGCCAUCAAUCAUCUCAUAAUCAACUAGCUUCAAUCUUUCUCGUCCAUGGCUUGUUGACAAGUAUGUCCUUUCCGCAACUUUUGACCCCUGAUGAAGCGGUUUGAACAUUUGGUGGCUGCAUAUGGUUCAUGUUCACAAGAAUGUUGGGAUCCAGAUCCCAAUUUGGCUCGAUGUCUAACGGGUACUCCUCGCUCUAUUGUGGUUAUUUCGAUCUGAAAUCUAGUGUGUUAUCUUGUAAUACGUUGGAACAAAUGUGUAGAUGAAGCUAAACAAGGCCACUUGAUAAUUUUAUUAGUAAAAUCUUCAACUAUAGGCUUAUGUUUCGAGUAAAUGGAAUGUUUAUCCUGGUCCA